AUGGCCGAGCCGGGGCCGGAGCCGGGGCGCGCCAGGCGAGUGUUCGCCCUGUGCGGGGCCGCGGUGUUCCUGGCAGCGGUGGCGGCUGGAGCAGCCCUGCUGGCCUGGAAUCUGGCCGCCUCGGCCUCCCGGAGGCCUCGCUGCCCAGAGCCAGGGGCCAACACCACGGCGCCGCCUGGAGACCUGGUGCCCGAGGUCGAGGAACUUCGGCGCCGGCUGGCAGAGGCUGCUCAGCUCGAGGAGGCCCUGACCAGGCAGCUGAACCAGGCCGAGGGUGUCCGACAGGAGCUGGAGGAGGCCCUAAGGGCCUGUGAGGGCCGCCAGAGUCGGCUUCAGACCCAACUGAUGACACUGAAGACUGAGAUGGACGAGGCCAAGGCUCAGGGGACCCAGAUGGGGGCUGAGAACGGGGCGCUGACAGAAGCCCUGGCGCGCUGGGAGGCGGCGGCCACGGAGUCUGCGCAGCGGCUGGCCGCGGUGCAGCGGCGCGCGAGCGCGGCGGAGGCCGAGGGUGAAGCCUGCGCAGCCCGGGAGGCGGCGCUGCGCGAGCACGUUUACACCCUGGAAGCCCAGGCCGGUCCCCAGCGCAGAGUGCCACACCCCCGGACCCGCUCCGGGUCCCGACCUCGGCCCAGCCCCCGCUCGCGCUCUCGCCCGGGAACCUCCGGGGGUUGCAGGCGACCAGCGCGGCGCGCACGAGGGUGAGUCAGACCCCAGCUGGAUCAGGGCUCGAGGCCAGGAGGACAGACACUGGGGGCCCUGCUGGGACACUUACAGAGGUACCCACGCUGGAUGAGAUGCUCAGUCGACACCCAUCAACGCCCAGCUUUCGACCGACAGCCGCCCUGAACGGAAACUGUGCAGAAAGAAGACCCGACCCUCUCUCCUUGACCAUCUAGUGCUAAUUUUGCAGAUGGGGAAAUUGAGGUCCAUUUGGUCACAAGGUGAGAUAGUGCAGAGCUGGGACUUAAGUCCCCUCUAAGGACAAGGACAGUGCUGCCCUCAUCCCACAGACGUGAGGACUUAGGGUCCAGCCCUGACCUGGGAGUGACCUGAAGGGGUUACUUCUCCUCUCUGGUCCUCAGUUUACCUUGCCUGUAAAAUGAGUGAUCGGAAUGGUGAGAGCCAGCAUAUCCUUGACACCAAAAGCUGACAAAAAUGGCACAACAGGAAAACUACAGACCCCUCUCCCUAUGAAGAGGGUACAAAACUCCCAAAUGGAAUUUUAGCAGAAAACCAAAUAACACAUUUUUAAGAUACACCAUAACAAAGUGACUUAUGCCUGAGGUGCAGAGAUGGUUCAAUAUUUGGAAGUCUGUUAAUAAAAUUCACCAUACUAAUGGAUCAAAUGAGAAAAAUUCUGAAAAGAUCAU
Molecule: messenger RNA, 1373 nt
Organism: Balaenoptera ricei (Rice's whale)
Lineage: Eukaryota; Metazoa; Chordata; Mammalia; Artiodactyla; Balaenopteridae
Gene: CCDC194
Product: coiled-coil domain containing 194
Exons: 4
Coding region: 1-705 (234 amino acids)
Source: RefSeq, a predicted model, not a curated record